GCUUUGGCGAGCAGGCGCUUGUCUGGGACGUUCCGAUCGAUCCACUCUGUCCGUCGCCGACACCGUCACCGACACCGUCACCGUCACCAUAUCGACACUGUCCGCAGCCACGUUGCAUCGCCAUGCCCAAGUCAAAGAGAGCCCAGAUUGUCUCGCUAACCAAGACACAAAAGAAGACCCGGGAGCAGAAGGACACUCUGUUUCAGCAAGUCCGCGAUGCCUGUGACUCGUUCACCAGCGUCUAUGUCUUUUCGGUUGAAAACAUGAGAAAUACGUUCCUCAAGGAUCUCCGAACCGAGUGGAGCACAUCCAAAUUCUUCUUUGGCAAAAACAAGGUCAUGGCCAAGGCACUUGGCACUACGGCCGAGGAGGAGUACAAAGAAGACCUCCGAUACGUGGCUGAGAAACUCGAUGGCAACGUUGGCCUUCUGUUCACCAACGCCAGCAAAGAAGAGGUUGAGGCAUUUUUCGAUUCUUAUCGCAAGCAAGAUUAUGCUCGAUCGGGCUGCGUGGCCACUGAGACCUUUGAACUCAAGGAGGGUGCCCUUUUCCGAGGCGAGGACCCCUUCCCGCACAACAUGGAGCCGCAGCUGAGGAGCCUGGGGCUGCCCACCAAGCUUGUCAACGGAAAGGUUAUGCUCACGCGCGACCAUGUUGUCUGCCACGAAGGAAGUGUGCUGACUCCUGAGCAGGCCCAGCUUCUGAAACACUUUUUUGUUCAGAUGGCCGAGUUCCAUGUGACGCUGCUCUGCCACUGGAACAACGGUACCUUUGUGGAUCUGGCUGAGUCUUCGUAGUUGCCGCCGCUGUUUUGUGGACAUGUCAUCUUGAAGCAGUCCCAAGACAGGCGGUCGGUGUUUGGCCGGUACACUCGACAGGCAAGGGGCAGUCCAACUUCUGGACGAGUGGGCAUAUAGACAAACGUCCGUCGCCCUCAUCAUCGAACGGCAAGGGCGUCAAACUGACCUUGGGCACCAUGUUCUGUGGAUCUGGAUUGCAAUAAAUCGCUGAUACAGCGUUGUGCACGAGUCUCGGUGCAUAUAGGUG
Polychytrium aggregatum is the source of this 1047-nucleotide messenger RNA. Its product is annotated as ribosomal protein L10-domain-containing protein. Gene Ontology annotation, cellular component: nucleolus; preribosome, large subunit precursor. The record is from RefSeq and is a predicted model, not a curated record. Lineage: Eukaryota; Fungi; Chytridiomycota; Chytridiomycetes; Polychytriales. The transcript is spliced from 4 exons. Gene Ontology annotation, biological process: ribosomal large subunit assembly; nuclear-transcribed mRNA catabolic process; rRNA processing. Bases 123 to 797 code for a protein of 224 amino acids. Gene Ontology annotation, molecular function: RNA binding.